This is a messenger RNA of Tinamus guttatus (white-throated tinamou), 1357 nucleotides long. It is a transcript of the gene GYG2, whose product is annotated as glycogenin 2. The record is from RefSeq and is a predicted model, not a curated record. NCBI's taxonomy places the organism in Eukaryota, Metazoa, Chordata, Aves, Tinamiformes, Tinamidae. Gene Ontology annotation, molecular function: glycosyltransferase activity.
CCCCCGCACCCGCCGGCCUGCAGCAUGUCCGUAACAGAUCAAGCCUUUGUGACCCUUGCUACUGAUGAUGUUUAUUAUCAAGGAGCUUUGGUUCUUGGACAGUCCUUGAGGAACCAUAGGACAUCUAGAAGAUUGGCCGUACUGAUUACACCAGAGGUUUCCAGUGGGAUGAGGUCUCUCCUGCGCAGCGUUUUUGAUGAAGUGAUCGAGGUGGGAGCUCUUGACAGCGCUGACUCGCUCCAUCUGGCUCUGGUGCAGAGGCCAGAGCUGGGUGUCACCUUCACUAAGCUUCACUGUUGGACUCUUACCCAUUACAGCAAAUGCGUCUUCAUGGAUGCCGACACGUUGGUUUUAUGCAAUGUUGAUGAACUGUUUGAUCGAGAGGAGUUUUCAGCAGCUCCUGAUUCUGGCUGGCCGGACUGCUUCAACAGCGGUGUAUUUGUGUUCCGACCUUCUUUAAAAACCUACAACCUUCUGCUCCAGUUUGCAGAAGAACAUGGCAGCUUUGAUGGGGGUGAUCAAGGCUUGUUGAAUAGUUUCUUCAGUAACUGGGCAACAACAGAUAUUGACAAACACUUACCUUUCGUCUAUAACUUAAGCAGCAGUGCCGUAUACACCUAUGUUCCUGCUUUCAAUCAUUUUGGUAGAGAUGCCAAAGUUGUUCACUUUUUGGGGUCAACAAAGCCCUGGAACUACAAAUAUAACCUUCAGACAAGGAAAGUUAUGCAGGAUGGCACCACUUCUGGAUCUUUGCAUCAGCUGUCAUUUCUUGCCCUCUGGUGGAACAUCUACAGUGCCAGUAUACUGCCUUUGCUAGAAAAAACCCAAAAGGUGGAAGAGUCAGAGUCUGAGGAAUGGAGGCACACAUUCAAUGGAGUUGAAAUUACACUAAAAAAGGUCAGUCUUCCUGUGGCCAAUUCCCUGCAAAUGCCUGCACUUCCAGAGCGGACAGACGAAACUUACCACACAGCAUGUUCACCUGAGGAACUCGUUUUCAAAGAACAACCUGUAUGUGAAGUUGAACAGCGCAGUUCUGAUGUUCCACCCUCCGAGCCUCGCAGAUCUUCAGAACAACACAUGCUUCAUCCAACAUUUCAGGAAACCUCAGAGCUGAGUGAGGUUACAUAUGCUGUUUCAGAGUUGUCUAUUAACCUCAAACCAGAAGAACCAAGUGCAGAAGACGAACGGAGAAAAUGGGAGGAAGGGCGAAUGGACUAUAUGGGGAAAGAUGCUUUUGAACAUAUCAAAAAAAAGUUGGAUGCAUUUUUAUAUUAAGACGAAAUGUACUAUAAACACCACCAUCAUGUCUCUUGUAUAAUUGCAGUCCUUGGAUAUUUGGCUUUCUUUGUAGUUUGUU